Eruca vesicaria subsp. sativa (arugula) is the source of this 1185-nucleotide messenger RNA. NCBI's taxonomy places the organism in Eukaryota, Viridiplantae, Streptophyta, Magnoliopsida, Brassicales, Brassicaceae. The record is from the annotation of a GenBank genome assembly.
GAGAGAUUCUUGUAUUAUAUUAGAUGCUUCUUCUCCUCUAGAAACAUCUCUACACUUUUCUUCCUUCUCUCAUGGCGGCUUCCUCUGCUCUCUCCUCACCGGCUCUUCUCUCUAACAACAACCGCUCUCCACCGCCAUGCUUCUCCGUCAGACACUCGAUCUCUUCUUCCUCCUCGCCAGUGCUCAUCGCUACUCCCAGAUCGUCUCGUUUAACCCUCACCCUACCGGAAAAGAGGAGCCUCGUCGUGAAAGCAACGGUGGGCGAGGUCUCCUUUCGCGAACCGGAGACAUCAGGAGAUAACGAGGGAAUCGAAUCACUGAAACUCAAAUUACUGAGUGUGGUAUCGGGGUUGAACAGAGGACUAGUGGCGAGUGUAGAUGAUCUACAAAGAGCUGAGACGGCUGCUAAACUACUUGAAUCCGCUGGUGGGCCAGUGGAUCUUACCGAGGGUCUUGAUAAGCUCCAAGGGAAGUGGAGGCUGUUGUAUAGCAGCGCCUUCUCUUCUCGUUCUCUAGGUGGUAGCCGUCCUGGUCUACCCACUGGUCGUUUGCUUCCUGUUACUCUUGGACAGGUGUUUCAGAGGAUUGAUGUGUUUAGCAAAGAUUUCGAUAACAUAGCCGAAGUGGAGAUAGGAGCUCCAUGGCCGUUACCGCCUCUUGAAGCCACUGCCACAUUGGCACACAAAUUUGAACUCUUAGGUACUUGCAAGAUCAAGAUCACAUUUGAGAAAACUACUGUGAAGACCUCCGGAAACUUGGCGCAGAUUCCUCCCUUUGAGAUCCCGAGGCUUCCUGACAGUUUCAGGCCACCGUCAAACCCUGGGACUGGAGAUUUUGAAGUCACCUUUGUUGACGAGAACAUGCGCAUUACUCGUGGGGACAGAGGUGAACUUAGGGUGUUUGUUAUUGCUCAAGUCGAAAAGAGGUUUGACAUGUAAAGAUUUAAGUACUUUCUGCUUGUUGGAGCAGCCGCCUUAUGAGUUUUGUGCAAAUCUUUCAAACAAUAAUUGAAGUAUUUUAUAGUGAAAAUGAAUGUCCUGCUUGUGAAACCAAAACCAUAGCUUGGUAUUUCAAUAUAUACAGGUAUUUUAUAACGAGAUGAGAGUCCUGCUUAGUGAAACCAAAACCAUAUCUCGAUCAUGCUUCAGUAUUUAUUAUAGGAUUAGAGGGUUUUUGAUUAAUUUC